UCCAAAAUCCCUAACGGUGAGGGUGGCAACUCCUUCUUCUUCUAGCAGCGCCUUCUUUCUUCUAGCAACGCCUUCUCUACUUCAACAACCCCAGAAUGGAUGAAUUUUCUGUGGAAGUUCAUCAUGGUGGGAAAUUUUUUGAGUGAUCCAAUUACGUAUUAGGGGGUUGCUAUAAAUUAUUUUGAUGGUAAUGAAUGAGAUUGUUGGUCUGCCCAAGAAUUGAGAAAUAUGGUUGAGAAGUUGGGGUAUACGAGUUAUGGUAAGUUGUGGUAUAGGAUGCCUAUGGUGAGCUUGGAGGAUGGUGGGCUUAGGCCUGUAACUAUUGACAAUGAUGAUUUGGCUAUGAGUAUGGUAGAUGUUGUUCAGGGGCAUAAGGUGAUAGAGUUGUAUGUAGAGCACUGUGUGGAUGUGCCUAACAUAAUUGAUGAUGUGGGAGAUGAUAUAAACUAUUCUAAAAAUUCUAAAGACUCAAGUGGUAGUGAUGAUGCUUUUGAUAAGAUGGUGAUGGGACCAGUAGAUUUAGGCCAGGCAAGCAAAGAACAAGAUAGUAACAUGGCGAUGGGGUCAAAUGCCAAGAUCGCAAUUGGUCUUAGUGACAAUGACCAACCUUAUGAAUCUGAGGAGCUUUUAAGUAUGGAUGAUGAUGAUGACAACAAUGUUAUACUUCCUUAUCCUGUGUUCGUACCUCCUACAAACCCAAAACAUACCAACUUUGUAAAGGGAAUGCUGUUUAUUUCACUUGAACAGUUUAAGAAUGCUGUAACUGAUUAUGCAGUUCAUGGGGGCUAGGGUAUUUGGUUUUAAAAAAAUGAUAAAUUUCGAGUGAGGGCAAUUUAUCAAGAUGGGUGUAAGUGGAUAGCAUAAGCCGAAGAGGCCCAGGAGAAAAGCAAUUGAUACGCCAAGGGGGAAAAUAAAGCCUUGGGUCAGCAAUGUACCACUUCUAGAAAUAUGGGGUCCACCUCCUUCAUGGAAAGGAAACUCUUCUGUAACCAAAGAAACAUUGAUGGCUGCUAGUCAAACUGCAAGGUAUAGGGAGGCAUUCAACAUACUUGGUAGUCAGGAAUCAAUUCAUGCACCACCAUCAUUUAGGCGACAAAGCGAGAAAGGAAAGGAAGGAAGUCGUGGCUAAUUUUUAUUUACAUUCAUUUUAAAGACCAGUCAGAAUUUUUAUUUGUUUUGACUUAUAUUCUAUUAUGGAUUCAUAUUUUAAGUCAACUACCAAUUCGUUUCAUGCACUUUGGAUGUUCAUUUUAAGUUAUGUUGUGUAUUGAUAAGUUUGAUAUGUCAUGUAAUUUGACUAUUGAGUA
Messenger RNA from Quercus robur (English oak), 1307 nucleotides. RefSeq lists its product as uncharacterized. The transcript has 2 exons. NCBI's taxonomy places the organism in Eukaryota, Viridiplantae, Streptophyta, Magnoliopsida, Fagales, Fagaceae. The record is from RefSeq and is a predicted model, not a curated record. Bases 229 to 789 code for a protein of 186 amino acids.